AUGGCCAAAUCGAUAUCUGAAUCGCCGUCGCUUCCUUUCUUUUUCUUCUGAUUUCAUCUUUUUCUAUUCGGAGAAUCUCACGCAGUUUUAGGGUUUCUUUUUUUCGCACGGACUUUGGGUUUCUUUAAGAAGUUGGAUUGGUGCGUUUUGUUUUUAGGGUUCGUGUGUUGGAUUCGAUCUUUCUUUGGUAUCUCCCAUUGAAUGUUGCGGUGAUAAGAGUGACGACUACAAUGGUGUCUAAGAAUGAUCAUAUCGAGACUUUAUUCAAUUCAAUCCAAGUAGUUAAAGAUGUUCUUCUUCCGAUUGAGCUUGGUGUGAAAAAGGCGGCAAGAGAUAUUGAAAAUUGUUGGAUAAGCAAAGAAAGGGAUCUAGGUCUUGUUUUGAGAUCAUCUGGAAGAAACAGGAAGAAGCGGAUUUGUGCUAGUCCUGAAUUUGACGACAAUGCUACUAAUAAUGUUCAGUGUGUGGUUAGUGAUGAGAGAAAUAAAGGUUUGUCUAUCAAGAUCCCUGUGAAGUCACUCUUUGGUAUGUUUUCUCCGAAUUUAGCGAGUGAGAAGUUGAGUCGUAGAAAUGAUGUGGUGGUGGUGAAGAAAGAUAAGUCUUUGGAGAAAGAUGAUGAUUCUUGUACCAAUUGCUUCAAGUUUGCGAUGACUUGGUCUUUGUUGGUUAGUGGCUUUGUUCAUGCUUUUCCUAUUCCUUUUAAGAUUGGUAAAAAGAGGAUUCACAAAAUGGGGGAUGAUGAGAACACUCUACGUAAACACGGCCUUAAAUCAAAGGCGUCAUUUGUAAGUCGGAAAGAAGUAAGGCGUCAGUCAGUUGAAUCUGUAGAAAAGGAAGGGAGCCCUUUUUCGAUUGAAUGCGCUGUUGGUUUUGUUGUUGAAAUGUUGGCUCAGAAUCUCCUGAAGCUGGACCAAUUCAUACAGGAUAGUUCAGAGAAUGAAUCUUGUUGUUCCAAGGAAGCUAGUGCAAAUGAUAGUCCACUUAUCUUUAACAUCUGGGAGGCUAGAAAACUCGACUUAAAUGGAUUCCUCGGGAACCUGAUGUUUGCCAGAGUUGGAGAUGUGGCGUCAGGUAUAGGUGGCCUGACAUCUCACAUAAGUGAAGAUGGUGAUGAAAGUAAUGUCAGUACUGCUGGUAAGGAGGAAAGUGCAGUUGAUUCUCCGCAGAACCUGGCAACUGGACUACUGAGUAUACCUUUAUCAAAUGUAGAGCGCUUAAAAUCCACACUGUCCACGAUUUCUCUGACGGAACUUAUUGAGCUUUUACCACAAUUAGGACGACCUUCAAGAGACCAUCCAGACAAGAAAAAACUAAUUUCUGUUCAAGAUUUUUUCAGAUACACCGAGUCUGAAGGCAGGAGGUUCUUUGAAGAAUUAGAUAGAGAUGGUGAUGGCAAAGUAACUUUGGAAGAUCUGGAAAUUGCAAUGAGGAGAAGAAAGUUGCCCAGAAGAUACGCCAAGGAAUUUAUGCGACGAGCUAGGAGUCAUCUUUUCUCGAAAUCGUUUGGUUGGAAGCAAUUUUUGUCCUUGAUGGAACAGAAGGAGCCAACCAUCCUCCGUGCCUAUACUUCUCUCUGUUUGAGUAAGUCUGGUACUCUUCAGAAGAGUGAGAUAUUGGCAUCACUAAAUAACGCAGGACUUCCUGCUAAUGAAGAAAAUGCUAUAGCCAUGAUGAGAUUUUUGAAGGCUGAUACCGAGGAGUCUAUCUCAUACGGACAUUUCCGUAAUUUCAUGGUGUUGCUGCCAUAUGAGCGGUUACAAGAUGAUCCUCGUAACAUCUGGUUUGAAGCUGCGACUGUUGUUGCUGUUGCACCCCCUGUGGCCUUACCUGCUGGAGAUGUUCUAAAAUCUGCAUUAGCGGGAGGGCUUGCCUCUGCUCUCUCCACCUCCUUAAUGCAUCCGAUUGACACAAUCAAGACACGUGUGCAAGCAUCAACCUUGUCAUUUCCUGAAGUAAUAGCAAAGCUUCCAGAGAUUGGUGUGCGGGGAGUGUAUAGGGGUUCUAUCCCAGCAAUUCUUGGACAAUUUUCAAGCCAUGGCCUGCGGACAGGAAUAUUCGAAGCAAGCAAACUUGUGUUGAUCAAUUUUGCUCCCAAUCUCCCAGAAAUUCAGGUUCAAUCGAUUGCAUCAUUCUGCAGCACACUAUUAGGCACAGCUGUGCGGAUUCCAUGUGAGGUGCUGAAGCAACGGUUGCAGGCCGGCAUGUUUAAUAAUGUAGGGGAAGCCAUUGUAGGGACGUGGAAGCAAGAUGGUCCAAGUGGCUUUUUCCGUGGGACAGGCGCAACUCUUUGCCGUGAAGUUCCACUAUACGUUGUUGGCAUGGGACUGUAUGCAGAGUCCAAAAAGAUGGUGGCGCAAGCGCUGGGAAGAGAACUCGAGGCAUGGGAGACAAUAGCGGUUGGGGCGGUGUCAGGAGGUAUAGCAGCAGUUGUAACAACCCCAUUUGAUGUGAUGAAGACGAGAAUGAUGACUGCAACACCAGGGAGACCGAUCUCAAUGUCGAUGGUUGUUGUCUCGAUUCUGCGUAAUGAGGGACCGCUAGGUUUGUUCAAAGGAGCAGUCCCGAGGUUUUUCUGGGUGGCUCCUCUAGGUGCUAUGAACUUUGCUGGCUACGAACUAGCCAAGAAAGCUAUGCAGAAGAACGAGGAUGCUGUGUUAGCAGAUCAGCUUGGUCAGAAGAAGCUUUGCUAAUGGGAUUUUUACUUUGCUUUGCUGCUACGAAGUUUUUUGGGGGCAGCUUAAGCCGGAGACUCUCCUCUUUUGUUAAAUGCUACUUUGCAAAUUUUUGACAAAAAAAAAGUUCAUUGUUUUGUUGUGCAUUGAGGACAGUUUCUCUUUAUAAAAACUCUGGUUCAAA
Molecule: messenger RNA, 2856 nt
Organism: Arabidopsis arenosa
Lineage: Eukaryota; Viridiplantae; Streptophyta; Magnoliopsida; Brassicales; Brassicaceae
Source: the annotation of a GenBank genome assembly